CUUCUUAAUUUGUUUUGAUGUAUGGUUUUAGGUUAUGUUUUUGUCAAAUUGUUUUCUAUAUUUUAUAAUUUUCUUAGAAUUACUUUUAUGUGAAUUUGUUACAAGUGGUAAAAUAUGAUGGAGAUGAUUUCUAAUUUUUGGGCAAAUUACGUUAUGUCUAAUAACAUUUCGGAUAAUAUCUCAGAGAGUGGUGAUGAGGACUAUGAUGAAAUAACCCUAGAUGCAGCAGUAAAUGUUCCCAAUUUUGUAAAUGUUUCUAAAAAUAUUGAAAUAAAAAAGAUUUCCAAUAAGCUAGAUGAGAGGGAUGUUGUGGGAAUAAUAUUUUUAGGAUGUGAUUCACCAGAAAGGGCUUUAAAUAUUCUUGAAGAUGGAUUUAUUAAGUGCAAUAUGGAAAAUGCUAUUCUGGAUUGGACAAAAACAGAAUCAAACUGGCAGAAAAAGUUGGUUGAAGCCCUAUGUAUAAUACAGAAUUUUAAAAUAUUACAUGAACUGGGUUUUAAUAAAAAUGAGGUGAUUAAUCAAUAUUUACCUUACCAUAUUUACGUUUCUUGUGAUGUUAUGAUCAAAAGAAAAGCCUUGUAUUUUUUGUGUGAAAAUAUGAAUUCAAUUGAAACUUCAAGACUUAUAAAACUGGUUAAAAUGGAUUUUGAAGCUAAUCGAUUAAAUUUUAAAUUGUUUACUCAAAACUGUUAUUUAGAACUUUAUUUACUGCAUUGGGAGACUUUAAAGUAUGAUUUAAGUAAAAUUUUAAGCAAUCUUAAGAGUAUGGAACUUUCAGGUUUGCAAGAAAAAUUAAGUAAGGUUUUAAUCACAAUGGAUAAUAUAAAUCAAAUUAAUUCUUUAGCAUCCACAAGUAAAGAUGUUUUAACAAAACCUACGCCAGUAAAGCAAAAAUUGCACAGUAAUAAAGCUGUAGAUAACAGUCAGUUAAUAAGCAUUUCAUCUAUUAGAUCAGAAGUAUCAAGCAUAUCAAAUAUUAUAGAUGAAGAGGAUAAAGAAAGUACAUACGAUAUAGAUCCCAAUAAUCCUGGCCUUUGUUUGAUUAUAAACCAAGAAGCUUUUUACAAAGAGUUAGAUCAAAAAUAUGUUAAUUUAUUGUCUCUGCAUCCAUUUGAAGAUAGACAGGGAACAGAAUAUGAUAAAAACAAAUUGGAAACUACUUUUAAAAGCUAUGGAUUUAAGGUAGUUGUGGAGAAUAAUUUGACGCAUUUUGAUUUGAUAGAUACUGUGAAAAAGGUAGUUAAGGAAAUAACUGUAGAAUCCAGCAUUUUCGUGUGUAUUCUUUCCCAUGGCGAUAAAGACGUAGUUUAUGGAACAAAUAGCUGUAAAGUGGCUGUAAGCGAAAUUCAACGGAUUUUAACGAAAUCAAACAAAACCCACCUGUCCGGAAAACCAAAAGUGUUAGUUUUGCAAUCCUGUCAAGGUAAAGAAAAGCAAAAAAUCACAGUGUCAGACGACGAGUCCGAGGAUGAGCUGACUACAGAUGGUGAUCUAACUACUGAUGGCCCGGUCACGGUUCAAGAUACUGCGGAUAAUUUGACUUUUUGGGCAACUGUCCCGGGGUAUGCAGCCAUAAGAGACAAAAAACAUGGCACCUGGUUUAUACAGACUCUGUGCGAUGAAAUGCAGAGAUUGGGACAUAAAACACAUUUUCAAGACAUUUGUACUUCUGUCAAUAACAGCGUUACUGCUAAAAAAUGGGUUGAUGUUGUUAUGACCCCUUUAUUUAUUUCUACUUUUCGUAAGAAAUUUUAUCUUCCCCCUAUUAGAAAAUAAAGUACAAUAAUU
This is a messenger RNA of Brassicogethes aeneus, 1788 nucleotides long. Lineage: Eukaryota; Metazoa; Arthropoda; Insecta; Coleoptera; Nitidulidae. The record is from the annotation of a GenBank genome assembly.